AUGUCAACUUCAGGAAGCCCUCUUAGAAGAAAUAACUCCUCACCGAUCAUUGGGCAGGCAAAGAAGAAAGCCCAUGAUAAUGGAUUUCCAGAGUCCCUUGCUCGAAAAUCUAUUUCGUCUUCACGCCCACCAAAGGGAUUAACUGGAGAGAGAACAGUAAAAUCACUUAGGCUUUCAAAGGCCUUGACAGUACCUGAAACAACAUCUAUAUAUGAAGCUUGCCGUCUGAUGGCUGCCCGUAAAGUUGUUGCGCUCUUACUAACAGAUUCUAAUGCUCUACUUUGUGGAAUCCUCACGGACACGGAUAUAGCAAAAAGAGUUAUUGCUCGUGAGAUUAAUCUCGAAGACACGCCUGUUUCCAAGGUUAUGACAAAGAAUCCAACGUUUGUCCUCGCUGAUACUCUUGCUGUGGAAGCCCUCCAAAAGAUGGUGCAAGGGAGAUUCCGACAUUUACCAGUGGUGAACAACGGGGAGGUUAUCGCUUUACUUGACAUAGCAAAAUGUUUGUAUGACGCUAUUGCUCGAUUGGAGAGGGCAUCCGAGAAAGGAAAAGCAAUCGCAGCAGCUGUUGAAGGUAUCGAAAAACAAUGGGGAACACCGGCUUCUGGCUCCAAUGCAUUCAUUGAGACGCUUAAGGAGAGAAUAUUCAGACCAUCAUUGUCUACAAUCAUCCCUGAGUUUCCAAAGCUCGUAAGAGUUUCACCAACAGAGUCAGUUUUGAAAACAACAAAGAGGAUGCUUGAACAUGGUGCAAGCGCUGCAAUUGUAACAGUUGACAACAAACCUCGUGGAAUCCUCACCUCAAGGGAUAUCUUGAUGCGGGUAAUUGCACAACAUCUGCCCCCCGAGUCAGCCCUUGUUGAGACGGUCAUGACCCCAAAUCCAGAAUGUGCAACAGUCGAUACACCAAUUGUUGAUGCACUUCACACUAUGCAUGAUGGAAAAGUUUUACAUCUUCCGGUGCUUUAUAGAGAUGGCAGUAUAGUUGCUGUGGUCGAUGUGCUUCACAUCACUCAUUUUGCCAUUGCAACGGUGGGAAAUACCACUAAUUUAAACAACGAGGCAGCCAGCUCAAUAAUUCAAAACUUUUGGGAAUCCACCAUGGCCUUAACUUCGAAUAUUGACGAUGAUGAUGAUGAGUCACGAAGUUCCUUGAAGAUGACUUCUGAGGCUGGCGAAAUUGGGAGAUCUACUGGGCAAGCCUCGACCAGGAUGCCAAAUGCAUUUUCCUUCAAGUUUCAAGAUAAGAAAGGCCGAAAACAUAGAUUUACUUGCGAUACUGUGAGCUUGGUAGAGAUUAUGACUUCAAUCAUCCAGAGAGCCAAUGACAUUGACCCACGUUACAUGCCCCUAAUUCUGUACGAGGAUGAAGAUCAUGAUCACAUUGUAAUGGCUUCAGACAAUGAUCUUGCUUCUGCCGUGGACCAUGCAAGGAUGGCUGGUCUUAAGGCCCUGAUGUUGCAUUUAGACUACUCAGAAGUACCAAGUGUUGGGAGAAAAAACAGCGCGGGAAGUCUGGAUUAUGCUCAUUCUUCACAUAGGUGGAACUCAACAUAUGGUGCCAUAACCGCUGGAGCUGCAAUUCUUGCUGUCUUGUGCGUGGUUACAUACUUGACAUUAGACGGCAGCGACAAUUUUUUGACUCCAAACUCUAAACUGAGGUUCAGACAAAGCCUUGAAAAAGAAAACAAGAAGAAUUCCAAGCAAUACAAGGAAUUUGAAAUAUUCUGA
This is a messenger RNA of Neltuma alba, 1731 nucleotides long. Its product is annotated as CBS domain-containing protein CBSCBSPB1-like. Gene Ontology annotation, molecular function: protein binding. The transcript is spliced from 14 exons. Lineage: Eukaryota; Viridiplantae; Streptophyta; Magnoliopsida; Fabales; Fabaceae. The record is from RefSeq and is a predicted model, not a curated record. Bases 1 to 1731 code for a protein of 576 amino acids.